Messenger RNA from Monopterus albus (swamp eel), 2059 nucleotides. RefSeq names its product protein disulfide isomerase family A, member 3 (gene pdia3). Gene Ontology annotation, molecular function: protein disulfide isomerase activity. Gene Ontology annotation, biological process: protein folding; response to endoplasmic reticulum stress. Bases 208 to 1701 code for a protein of 497 amino acids. NCBI's taxonomy places the organism in Eukaryota, Metazoa, Chordata, Actinopteri, Synbranchiformes, Synbranchidae. The transcript has 13 exons. Gene Ontology annotation, cellular component: endoplasmic reticulum; cell surface. The record is from RefSeq and is a predicted model, not a curated record.
GCGUUGGCGCUGCCUGCAUGAAUAUCUUCAACGCCUAUAUCGCUUUCUCUUUCUUCAUCGACUAAACUACACUGGGUCCUGUCUGAAGAGCUCCGACUUUCAGUUCGCUGUAAAACUGAAUAAGGGGCUGCCACUGGAUUAAUUUGCAUUUCGAACUUCUUUUUGUUUGUCAAAAGGAAAGGAAGCUUGUAAGUAGCGUGGUGUGAGAUGUUGAGGCUGAUAUUUUUGGCCGCUCUCGCGGGGUUGGCCAUGGCCAGUGAUGUGCUCGAAUUCACGGAUGACGAUUUCGAAAGCAAGAUUGGAGACCAUGAACUCAUUCUUGUGGAAUUUUUUGCUCCUUGGUGUGGCCAUUGUAAACGGCUAGCACCUGAGUAUGAGGCAGCUGCAACACGUCUGAAAGGCAUCGUCCCUCUGGCCAAGGUUGACUGCACAGCCAACAGCAACGCAUGUAGCAAAUAUGGUGUCAGUGGGUACCCAACGCUGAAGAUCUUCAGAGAUGGAGAGGAAUCUGGUCCCUAUGAUGGUCCCAGAAGUGCAGAUGGUAUUGUCAGCUUCCUUAAGAAGCAGGCUGGCCCAUCUUCUGUUCAGCUUCAUACUGAGGAAGACUUUCUGAAGUUUAUUGCAGACCAAGAUGCAAGUGUUAUCGGGUACUUUGCUGAUGACAAGAGCACAGCACAGGCAGAGUUCAUGAAGGCAGCAAGUGCCUUGAGGGACAACUACCGCUUCGCCCAAACCAAUUCUGAAGCUCUCCUCCAGGGCCAGGGCAUUGACGGAGAGGGAAUUGUCUUGUUCCGUCCACCGCGACUCAGCAACAAGUUUGAAGACAGCUUUGUCAAAUUCACAGAAGACCAAUUCACCAGUAGCAAAAUCAAGAAGUUCAUCCAGGACAACAUCCUUGGAAUCUGCCCCCACAUGACGGAUGACAACAAAGACCAGCUGAGGGGAAAAGACCUGCUGGUGGCUUAUUUUGAUGUCGACUAUGACAAAAACCCCAAGGGCUCCAACUAUUGGAGGAACAGGGUGAUGAAGGUGGCAAAGAGCUUCCUGGAUCAGGGCAAGAAGCUGAGUUUCGCCGUGGCCAACAGGAAUGCGUUCAGCCACGAUCUGUCUGAGUUCGGCCUUGACAGCAGCUCAGGAGACCUGCCUGUGGUGGCCAUCCGCACCGCCAAGGGAGACAAAUACGUCAUGACUGAGGAGUUCUCUCGUGAUGGACAAGCUCUGGAGCGUUUCCUGCAGGACUAUUUUGAUGGCAGUUUGAAGCGCUAUCUCAAAUCAGAGCCCAUCCCCAAGAGUAACGAUGAACCUGUCAAGGUCGUUGUGGCUGAGAACUUUGACUCCAUCGUCAACGAAGACGGCAAAGACGUGCUGAUCGAGUUCUAUGCUCCAUGGUGUGGGCACUGCAAGAACCUGGAGCCAAAAUACAAAGAGCUAGCAGAGAAGCUGUCCAAUGAUCCCAAUGUCGUGAUUGCCAAGAUGGACGCCACAGCUAACGAUGUGCCAUCUCCAUAUGAAGUCAGCGGCUUCCCCACAAUCUACUUUUCCCCAGCUGGACAUAAGACGAGCCCAAAGAAAUAUGAGGGAGGUCGUGAGGUGAGCGACUUCAUCUCCUACCUGAAGAAGGAGGCUUCCAACCCCUUGGUGGUGCAGGAGGAGUCCAAGAAGAAGAAGAAGAAGAAGGAUGAAGAGAAGUCAGAGCUAUAAGAGCACCAAACAGAAACUCAAGGAUUGGGGAAAUCUUUGCAGAGAAAGAACUAAAUUAUAUUCCACUCUUAGAGAACUACCGAAUGCUCUGAAGCCAAGUCGAAAAGACGUGGCCCUCCCUUUAGGUCCUCCGCUGCUCUGGGGAAACUGUGGAAGUGGAGAGGUGGUGGUCAGGGCCUGCUCAAUGUCUCAAAACAAAUUUUUAGGGAAGGGGGACAGCUUUUAAAAAAUUAUUUCCCCUGGUCUGUCUUCUACACACUUUGGUUUGACUCCAGUCAUCUGUCACUUUGGGUUUUGUUGUUGUCGUUGUCACAGGGGAUAAUGGUGAAUCCUUUUUUUUUUUUUUUUUUUGUUCUUU